Messenger RNA from Eimeria acervulina, 561 nucleotides. RefSeq lists its product as hypothetical. The record is from RefSeq and is a predicted model, not a curated record. Bases 1 to 561 code for a protein of 186 amino acids. Lineage: Eukaryota; Apicomplexa; Conoidasida; Eucoccidiorida; Eimeriidae. The transcript has a single exon. Gene Ontology annotation, biological process: tRNA splicing, via endonucleolytic cleavage and ligation. Gene Ontology annotation, molecular function: nucleic acid binding.
AUGCGGCAACAGCGACAGCAGCAGCAGCAGCAGCAGCGGGAGCAGCAGCUAGCAGCACUCCGCCGCGCGCUGCAGCAACGGGGCUGGCAGACCCGCGACGGCGUGCAGUUUGGGGUGGACCUGCUGCUGUACAGCAGCAGCAGCAGCAGCAGCAGCAGCAGGAGCAGCAGUAGGAGCAGCAGGAGCAGCAGCAGGGGGAGGAAGGGUUUGCUGCAGCACCAGCAGCACGCCCCCUAUUUGCUGCUGCUGCUCGACCCCUCAAUUUGCUGCCGCCGCAUCUGUGGGGCCCUCCGCCUUGCGAACUCCGUACGGAAAGAAUUGCUGCUGGCUGUACCUCAGCCGCAUGCAGCAGCAGCAGCAGCAGCAGCAGCAGCAACAGCAGCAGGGGAAAGAGCAGCAGCAGCAGGAGAAGCAGCAGCAACAGAAGGAAUAGCAGCACCAGCAGAAGGAGCAUCAACAACAGCAGCAGCAGCAGCUGAAGGAGCAGCAACAGCAGCAGCAGCAGCAGGUUGUUCGUUUCGUGUGCUGCAUCUUAAGCGUUUUCUUCCUUGGCGGCUGUAA